Diorhabda sublineata is the source of this 1179-nucleotide messenger RNA. RefSeq names its product ragulator complex protein LAMTOR3-A (gene Lamtor3). The coding region runs from base 102 to 476 and encodes 124 amino acids. Gene Ontology annotation, biological process: positive regulation of TOR signaling; cellular response to amino acid stimulus. The transcript has a single exon. Lineage: Eukaryota; Metazoa; Arthropoda; Insecta; Coleoptera; Chrysomelidae. The record is from RefSeq and is a predicted model, not a curated record. Gene Ontology annotation, cellular component: Ragulator complex.
UAGAGUAUUCUAAUGGUUGACAGUGUUAUAAAAAGAUUGUGUAUUUGUCAUAUUAUAAAAAUAAAAAUCUACUACUUCGUCAAAAAAGAUUAUUGUUAAAAAUGGCUGAUGAAGCAAGAAAAUUUCUCCAAGAUAUGCUGAAUAGAGUAAAUGGGCUACAUUGUAUACUUAUUUCUGACAGAGAUGGCGUACCAAUGUUGAAAGUUUCCAAUGAUAAAAUUCCAGAACAAAUAACAAAACCGAAUUUUGUUUCCACUUUUGGUUUGGCGAUAGACCAAGGAAGUAAAUUAGGUUUAGGAAAGACUGAAACUUUAAUCUGCACUUAUUCCCAAUACCAGGUUGUACAGAUGAACAAAUUACCUUUAAUAGUCUCUUUUAUAGCCAGUGAUAGUUGUAAUACAGGUCAUAUCUUGGCAUUAGAAAAACAAAUAGAUAUAAUUGUUGCCGAUUUAGCUUUAGCUGUUACAGAAUCAUAGUCAUUACAUUUUAAAUCGCACAAUUAUUAGAUUUUGUAAUAUGUUUCCUAUUUGAAUAACAACUUUUAUAUUUAAUGUCAAAAUGUAUAAUUUAUAAUACCACUAUAAGUGGAAAAAGUGUACUGUUUAUAUAAAUUUUUCUUCAUAUAUUUAUAGGUUCAUGUGAUAAUUAUUUUUAGUCAGCGGCUAGUUAUGAUUAUGUGGUUGUAUAGUUAGAGACACAUCACAAUAAAUGCAAACUUACACUCAGUUGCAGUAUAUGCCAAAAUUUACUAUACAUUUCAGCUAGUAAUAUCAAAUAAUACUAAAUAUGGGCUAAAUCACAUUUAGAAAAACACAUUUUUCUAUAUAUUCAUAAUUAUAAUGAAAAUUUAUUUUUGUAAGUGAUGAGGUACCUGAGUACCUUUGGAAUAUUGAAAUUUAAAGAAAAGUAUGUUUUGUGCUUUGUAAGUAUCUGUGAAGAACUGUAGACUAUUUAAUUUUUUACCCAGUCAACUAAAUCCAAUAUUUUGUGAAAACCAAAAUUUUUCACUCUCAACUCUUUUCACAAGGUAGCCGGGUACCUAUUUGCAUUUUGUAUAACAAUGGAAAAAAGUAUUUAUAAUUUCCUACAAAAAUUUGUUAAAACAGUUUAUUUCUAUAAAAAUUACAAGUUCUUUGCUUAUACAGAAUUAUCACUGCUAUCGAAUCAGGUUUACAUGUU